Petromyzon marinus (sea lamprey) is the source of this 11276-nucleotide messenger RNA. RefSeq names its product spectrin beta chain, non-erythrocytic 1-like. Gene Ontology annotation, cellular component: spectrin. NCBI's taxonomy places the organism in Eukaryota, Metazoa, Chordata, Hyperoartia, Petromyzontiformes, Petromyzontidae. Gene Ontology annotation, molecular function: structural constituent of cytoskeleton; phospholipid binding; actin binding. The record is from RefSeq and is a predicted model, not a curated record.
GUGGUGGCGGUGGUUGUCGGUGCGUCUCGCGAGGCGGUUUUCCGGCUCCGCGUCGCGCUCUGCACCAUGGGGCUGGCGCUCUGCUGUAGCAGCAGCGGCGGCGGCGGCUGCAGUAGCAGCAGCAGCUUGCCACCGACUGUACGCAUUAAUUUUUUAACAAACGCCGUGGAAAUUGCCUCUGCUUAACAGCAACAACAAAACCCACCGGCACCUGCGGAGCAUCUGCGUCGUUUUUUUUCCUCUUUCCCCGAGGAAACCGCCGUGGUCGUGCUAAGGGAAGAAUUCGAAAUCGGCUUCCAAUUUGAAUCACUCGAGGUUUCUGCGUUUUCCAAUCGACCGUGGGGUUUUUCGUUCGGGAAGAAAGAGAGCGAGCGAGGGAGAGAGAGAGUGCGGGGGAGCUGUGAGUUUGGUGGUCACGCCAGUAUCCUACCCCCCACCCCCACCUCCUCACUGCCAGCGGAAUAUUGUGACCCAGCAUUUUGCAUCUUGCGAAAUGUGGCUUUGAACGGAGGAGGACCCCUUUCCAAGCGAGAUAGUUGAACAACUAUUAUAAUUUUCCUUGCCUCGUGAUCAACAAGAAGAGGGUACUUGAUUCUCGUGGCAGCCCCCCACCCCCACCCCCCCACCGCUUGGAAGAGUCGAUCGAAAACAUCAGAAGGAGGUUGUUUGCGUGGGGGAGGAAAGACAGCCGUUCCCGAUGGCUCUCACGGAGACCCUCCUGCAGAACUUUGAGUUUGAGUUUUCGCCGGCGCAGUACACGACGUCUCCCUUGGACGGACGAGUCCGCCGCUUGCAAGACGAGCGCGAGGUCGUGCAGAAGAAGACCUUCACCAAGUGGGUGAACUCGCACCUGGCCCGCGUCUCGUGCCGCAUCAGCGACCUGUACCUGGACCUGCGCGAUGGACGCAUGCUCAUCAAGCUCCUCGAAGUUCUGUCCGGGGAGAGGCUGCCGAAGCCGACCAAGGGCAAGAUGCGGAUCCACUGCCUGGAGAACGUGGACAAGUCCCUGCAGUUCCUCAAGGAGCAGAAGGUCCACCUGGAGAACAUGGGCUCACACGACAUCGUGGACGGCAAUCACCGCCUCAUCCUGGGCCUCAUCUGGACCAUCAUCCUCCGCUUCCAGAUCCAGGAUAUUCACGUUGAGACCGAGGACAACAGAGAGACCAAGUCAGCCAAGGACGCUCUGCUGCUGUGGUGUCAGAUGAAAACGGCCGGGUACCCCAACGUGAACAUCCACAACUUCAGCACGAGCUGGAGGGACGGCCUGGCCUUCAACGCGCUCAUCCACAAGCACCGGCCCGACCUGAUUGACUACGAGCGGCUCAAGAAGUCCAACGCUCACCACAACCUGCAGAAUGCCUUCAACCUCGCCGAGCAGAAGCUGGGGCUCACGAAGCUGCUCGAUCCCGAAGAUAUCAACGUGGACCAACCGGACGAGAAGUCCAUCAUCACCUAUGUCGUCACCUUCUACCACUACUUCUCCAAGAUGAAGGCCCUGGCCGUCGAGGGCAAACGCAUCGGCAAGGUUUUGGACAACGCUAUCGAGACGGACAAGAUGAUCACCAAGUACGAGUCGCUGGCCUCCGAGCUGCUGCAGUGGAUCGAGCAGACCAUCAUGGUGCUCAACAAUCGCAAGUUCGUCAACUCCCUGACGGGAGUGCAGCAGCAGCUACAGGCCUUCAACACCUACCGCACGGUGGAGAAGCCGCCCAAGUUCAUGGAGAAGGGCAACCUGGAGGUGCAGCUGUUCACGAUCCAGAGCAAGAUGAGGGCCAACAACCAGAUCGUGUACACGCCGCGCGACGGCAAGCUCAUCUCCGACAUCAACAAGGCGUGGGAGCGGCUGGAGAAGGCGGAGCACGAGCGGGAGCUGGCGCUGCGCGACGAGCUCAUCCGCCAGGAGAAGCUCGAGCAGCUGGCGCGGCGCUUCGACCGCAAGGCGGCGAUGCGCGAGGCCUGGCUCAGCGAGAACCAGCGGCUCGUCGCGCAGGACAACUUCGGCUUCGACCUGCCGGCGGUGGAGGCGGCCACGAAGAAGCACGAGGCGAUCGAGACGGACAUCGCGGCCUACGAGGAGCGCGUGCUCACCGUGGUGGACGUGGCACGCGAGCUGGAGGCGGAGGACUACCAUGACGUGCGGCGCAUCACGGCCCGCCGGGACAACGUCCUCCGCCUCUGGGACUACUUGCUGGAGCUGCUGCGUGCCCGGCGCCGCCGGCUCGAAGUCAACUUGGCGCUACAGCGAGUCUUCCAGGAGAUGCUGCACAUCAUGGACUGGAUGGACGAGAUGAAGGUGCGGCUGCUGUCCCAGGACUACGGCAAGCACCUGCUGGGCGUGGAGGACCUCCUGCAGAAGCACGCUCUUGUCGAGUCGGACAUCGGCGUGCAGGCGGAGCGCGUGCGCUCCGUCAACGCCACCGCGUACAAGUUCGCCGACAACGACGAGGCGUACAAGCCGUGCGACCCGCAGAUCAUCCUGGAGCGCGUGGGCCACCUCGAGUACUGCUACCGGGAGCUGGCGGCGCUGGCGGCGGAGCGGCGCGCCCGCCUCGAGGACUCCCGCCGCCUCUGGCAGCACCUGUGGGAGCUGGAGGAGGACGAGGCGUGGAUGCGCGAGCAGGAGCCGGCGCUCGCCUCCGCCGAGCUGGGGCGCGACCUCACGUCCACGCUGCGGCUGGCGGCGGCGCAGCGCGCCCUCGAGGACGAGAUGGGCGGGCGGCGCGCCCGGCUGUCGCUCACCGUGGCCGGCGGGGAGGAGCUGGCGCGCCAGGGCCACCCGGGCGCCGACCGCAUCCGGGCGCGCUCCGCCGAGGUGCAGGAGCAGUGGGCGCGCCUCGAGGACCUCGCCAGGCUGCGGCGCGAGCGGCUUCAGGAGGCGCUAGCGCUCUACCAGUUCCAGGCGGACGCCGACGACAUGGAGGCGUGGAUCGCCGAGGUGUUCCGCCUCGUGUCGAGCGACGAGGUGGGCACGGACGAGUACUCGACGCAGGCGCUCGUCAAGAAGCACCGUGACGUCACCGAGGAGAUCGCGCAGCACCGGUCGGCGCUGGACGGCCUCUACGAGAUGACGCAAUCGCUGCCGGCCGAGGCGGCCAACUCCCCCGAGAUCCGCGACCGCCUGGAGACGAUCGAGGGCGAGUACCGCGACCUCGUGGAGUUGGUGCUCGUGCGCAAGCAGCGGCUGCAGGACGCGCUGGCGCUCUACACCAUGUACAGCGAGGCGGACGCCUGCGAGCUGUGGAUCGACGAGAAGGAGAAGUGGCUCGACGCCAUAGUCAUCCCCGAGCGCCUGGAGGACCUGGAGGUGGUGCAGCACAGGUUCGAUAGCUUGGAGCCGGAGAUGAACGGGCAAGCGUCGCGCGUCGCCACGGUAAACGACAUCGCUCAGCAGCUCGCCAACACGGGUCACCCGAGCGAGGGCGACGUCCGCCAACGCCAGGACAACCUCAACAAGCGGUGGGCGCUCUUCCGCGAGCUGGUGGAGAGGAAGAAGGGCGGUCUCUACUCGGUGCUGAGCGUCCAGAAUUACUUCUUCGAAGUGACCGAGACCAUGGCCUGGAUCCGUGAGAAGACCAAGGUGAUCGAGCUGACCGCCGAGCCGGGGAGCGACCUCGCGGCGGUCAUGGCCCUGCAGCGCAAGCUCACGGGGAUGGAGCGUGACCUCACUGCCAUCCAGGCGAAGAUGGGCGACCUGCAGACGGAGUCGGAGCGCCUCAUUGUGGAGCACCCGGAGCAGGCGGACGCCAUCCGCCAGCGCCUCAACGACAACCUGGAGGUGUGGGACGAGCUGCAGCGCACGCUGCGCUCGCGCGAGGCUUCGCUGGGCGAGACGAGCAAGCUGCAGCAGUUCCUGCAGGCGCUCGACGACUUCCAGGCGUGGCUGUCGCGCACGCAGAUGGCCAUCGCCAGCGACGAGCUGCCCUCCAGCCUGCCCGAGGCCGAGACGCAGCUGGCGCAGCUCGAGGGCCUGCGCAACGAGAUCGACAACAACCAGGAGGAGUUCCAGCGGGUGAGGGACAUGGGCGCGCUGCUCACGCAAGACCCGAGCGACCCGCAGCACGGGCAGCUGCAGGAGCAGCUGCAGUCGCUCGACGCCGGCUGGGACGACGUCCAGGCGCUGUGGGAGAGCCGCCACCGGCAGCUCACGCAGGCGCACGGCUUCCAGACGUUCCUGCGCGAUGCCAAGCAGACCGAGGUGUUCCUCACCAACCAGGAGUACGCGCUGAGCCACGCGGAGAUGCCGCGGACGCUGGAGGGCGCCGAGGCGGCCAUCAAGAAGCACGACAACUUCAUGAACAGCAUGGACGCCAACGACGAGCGCAUCCACGGCGUCACCGAGCUGGGCGCUCGCCUCGUCGGUGACGGCAACGUCAACGCGGACAAGGUCUCCGACAAGGUGGACACCAUCCAGGAAUGGGCGAGGAGGAACCGUGAGGUGGCUGGGGACGUCCUGUUGAGGCUCAGGGACAACAGGGACCUCCAGAAGUUCCUUCAGGAGUGCCGCGAGCUGACGUUCUGGGUGAACGAGAAGAUGCUGACGGCGCAGGACACGUCGUACGACGAGGCCAGGAACCUCCACUCCAAGUGGCUCAAGCACCAGGCCUUCAUGGCUGAGCUGGCCUCCAACAAGGAGUGGCUGGAGAAGAUCAAGAAGGACGGCGAAGCGCUGAUGACGGAGAAGCCCGAGACGGAGCCCGUCGUGCGGCGGGAGCUCGCAGAGCUGCAGCGGCUGUGGCGAGAGCUCGAGUCCACCACGCAGGCCAAGGCGCAGCGCCUCUUCGACGCCAACAAGGCGGAGCUGUUCACGCAGAGCUGCGCCGACCUCGACAAGUGGAUCGGGGAGCUCGAGUCGCACACGCAGUCGGACGAGUACGGGAAGGACCUCACCGGCGUCAACAUCCUGCUCAAGAAGCACCAGAUGAUCGAGAACCAGAUGGAGGUGCGCAAGCGCGAGGUGGAGGAGCUGCAGACGCAGGCGUCGGCGCUGCGCCAGGAGGGCCAGAGCCCCGACGAAGCGGACGGCCUGGAGCGCGUGGUGGUGGUGCGGCUCCACCAGGUCAUGCAGCCCCUGCAGCAGAGGAAGGGCAAGCUGCUCGCAUCGAAGGAGGUCCACCAGUUCAACCGCGACCUGGAGGACGAGAUUCUCUGGAUAGAUGAUCACAUGCCCCUGGCGUCGUCGACCGACCACGGGCACAACCUCCAGACCGUGCAGCUGCUCAUGAAGAAAAACCAGACCCUGCAGAAGGAGAUGCAGGGCCACGAGCCGUGGGUGCACGACGUGUGCGAGCGCGGGGAGCGGCUGGCCGCGGACGGCGGGCCUGACGCGGCCGAGGUGCGCGCGCGCAUCGGCACGCUGCGCGACCUCUGGGCCAGGCUGGCGACGGAGGCCGAGCGGCGGCAGGGCCGCCUGCAGGAGGCCCUGCAGGCGCAGCAGUACUACUUCGACGCGGCCGAGGCGGAGGCGUGGAUGAGCGAGCAGGAGCUGUACAUGAUGGGCGACGAGAAGGCCAAGGACGAGCAGAGCGCCGUGGCCAUGAUCAAGAAGCACCAGAACCUGGAGCAGGCCGUGGAGAACUACGCAGAGAACGUGCACCAGCUGUCGGAGAUCUCGCGGAGACUCAUCUCCGACGGGCACCCCGAGAGUGAACGGAUCGGCCUUCGACAGUCGCAAGUGGACCGGCUGUACGCGGGCCUCAAGGACCUGGCGGAGGAGCGGCGCGGCCGCCUGGAGGAGUGGCAGAAGCUGUUCGUGCUCAACCGCGAGGUGGACGACCUGGAGCAGUGGAUCGCCGAGCGCGAGGUGGUGGCCGGCUCGCACGAGCUCGGCCAGGACUACGACCACGUGACGAUGCUGCAGGACCGCUUCCGCGUGUUCGCGCGCGACACGGUGCUCAUCGGCCAGGAGCGCGUGCAGGCCGCCAACGAGAUGGUGGACGAGAUGAUCGACAGCGGCCACCCCGACGCCGCCUCCAUCGCCGAUUGGAAGGACGGCCUCAACGAGGCGUGGGCCGACCUCCUGGAGCUCAUCGACACUCGCACGCAGGUGCUGGCGGCGUCGUUCGAGCUGCACCGGUUCCUGCAGCAGGCGCGCGAGGUGCUCGGUCGCGUCACCGAGAAGCACCAGCAGCUGUCGGACGACCUGGGCCGCGACCAGCACUUGGUGGAGAGCCUCCAACGCAUGCACGCCGCCUUCGAGCACGACAUACAGACGCUCGGCUCGCAGGUGAAGCAGAUCGAGGAGGACGCGGCGCGGCUGCAGACGGCGUACGCGGGCGAGAAGGCGGAGGACAUCGCGCGGCGCGAGCGCGAGGUGGCGGAGGCGUGGCGGGCGCUGCUGGACGCGUGCGGCGAGCGGCGCGUGCGCCUCGUGGACACGUCGGACAAGCUGCGCUUCUUCCGCAUGGUGCGCGACCUCCUGCUCUGGAUGGAGGGCGUGCGGCGACAGAUCGACGCGCAGGAGAGCCCCCGGGAUGUGUCGUCCGUGGAGCUGCUCAUGAACAGCCACCAGGGCAUCAAGGCCGAGAUCGACACUCGCAACGACAGCUUCGCCGCCUGCGUCGAGCUGGGCCAGGCGCUGCUGCAGCGCCAGCACUUCGCUUCCGCAGAGAUCAAUGAGAAACUGAUCGAGCUGACGGAGAAGAGGAAGGAGAUGAUUGACAAGUGGGAGGAGCGAUGGGAGUGGCUGAAGCUCAUCCUGGAGGUGCACCAGUUUGCCCGCGACGCGUCUGUGGCUGAGGCGUGGCUGCUGAGCCAGGAGCCGUACCUGUCGAGCCGCGAGAUUGGCCUCAGCGUGGACGACGUGGAGAAGCUCAUCAAGCGGCACGAGGCCUUCGACAAGUCGGCGCUCACUUGGGACGAGCGCUUCGGGGCGCUGCAGAAGCUCACGACGCUGGAGCUGCUGGAGUUGCGUCGUCGGCAGGAGGAGGAGGAUGACCUGGAGAGGAAGAGACUCUCACCUCCUCAACCCAGCGAGGAAUUCCAGACCAGAGAAGCUGGAGAUGCGCAUGCCGUGCAAAACGGAGUCGCGGCGGCCGAAGUCGAGUCGGCGGCAAAGGCGGCCGCGGAGGGUGCGGACGGGCUGGCCAACGGCUCCGAAGGCCGGGCGCGGCGGGCGAGGGAGAGCCCCCCGCCAUCGCCCGAGGGGGAGAGGAGGGGCCUCGCGUCGCCGCCGCUGGCGCCGCACACCUCGGCGAGCCUCCCGGCCAAGCCCAGCGAGGUGCUCAUGCUGCCCACGGAGGGCUUCCUGCACCGUAAGCACGAGUGGGAGGCGAGCAACAAGAAGGCCAACAGCAGGUCAUGGAACAACGUGUACUGCGUGCUGAGCACCGGUCACAUGGCUUUUUACAAGGACCCCAAGAGCGCCAGCACGGGGGUCACGUUCCACAGCGAGAUCCCCCUGCCUCUGUCGGGCUCCUCGUGCGAGGUGGCGUCCGACUACAAGAAGCGCAAGCAUGUCUUCAAGCUGCGGCUCGAGGAUGGAAAUGAAUUCCUGUUCCAAGCCAAGGAUGAUGACGAGAUGAACGGCUGGAUCAACAGUGUGAGCAGCGCCAUCGUCGGGGUGCGGGCGGAGGCGAGCGGCGGCCCUGGCGGCGGCGCUGGCGGCGGCGCUGGCGGUGCAGGCGACGUGGCUCGGGCGCAGACGCUGCCUGCGACGGCCGUGAGCGGCGCCGGCGACGCCAGCCCCGGCAAGCGCGAGAAGGACAAGGAGAAGCGCUUCAGCCUGUUCGGCAAGAAGAAAUGAAAACGAUACGGAUUGUACAAACCCACACCCACCCACCGACCCACCGACCCACCAACCCCUCACCCCCAACUCGUCCCCGCUCACCCCUCCCCCCAUAAUGACGGUGCUCUCUGUGUAACGCGCGCACCCGGAACGUUUCAUGCUGCACUGCACGCCCGGCGCUCUGUAAAUCCACCGCAAGCCGGCAAAAAGAAAAAAAACAAAAACUUCCCAGCCGGCCGCGAAAAAAAAAGCCAAAUUAUUCUCGUUUUUUUUCUAAGUUUUUAUUAAUCGAAACACUCUGGCGGGACGCGGCUAGCGGUGACUGUGUGUGGGGGAGGGCCUCGAGGGUGGCGCGCCGCUGAGAUGCCUUACAGUGACGGUCGCGCAUCUGCCCCUGCGGCGUUGUUUUUUCGUGCUUCGCGCUGCUCCUCGUGUUUCGUCCACCGCCUCGAGCGCCGAUUGGCGACGUCCCUCGCCACCACGUGCCACCCCCCCCCCCCCAUCCCCCGUCCUCCUCCGUCUUCCGUCGAUGAUUCCUCCGUUGAGCCCUGGCGCUUGACUUUCACGCCUGCCCUCCCUCCCCCCCCCCCCCCCCCGUACACCUGCGCGCGUGCCCACGUGCGUACGUGUGCGUGUUUAACCCUCGUGCCUACCUACGUGCCCCUUGCGGCCAAACGUGGAUGGCGGUUGAAAGGCACCGCGGUCGCCCCCCGCCCUGCUUUGAUCGCGCUGGCCCUGUGGUUCGCCGCCGACCGGCGACGUCGGGAUUUGAGCUUGGCGGCGAUCGUCCUGUGGCUUAGUCUGCCCCCUCCUGCAGGCGCUCCCCGUUGAAGUCAGCUGCACUUGGGGGAGAUUCUCCCCUACGCUGUCCGUUCAGGGGAGGGGGGCCCCUCCUUCUCUCCCAGAGCGGUCGCUCGGUUUGGGGAAACCUUGACCAAUCCCGAUCUACUACUCACUCCCGGCCUUCCCCAGGUCCGCUACAAGCUCCUGCACGAGGUUGAGUCGGCGACCGAGUGAAACGACAACAACAACAACAACAACAAAAAGACUCGCGUGUGCGCGUGCGCGUUUGAUGCAAUUUUGUUAACUCUGAGCUUUGUCCAAAUUGUGUCACAGAUUGUGGCAGUUGGCACAGAGAGUGGAUGCAGUGUGUUUCAGUGUGGUGCUCUCAGCAGAUGGCAGUGUCGCUGUCCACACAGUUUCUGCACUGCCGUCGAUGAUGUGUGCAGGACUUUUUCCUCUUGUGUUUGGGUUUUUUUUCCCCCUUGUUUUUGUGCCAGAAGUGUGCGACGGUGUAGAUACAAAAUGACUGGAAGACGAUGCCAGGGGGCGGGGAAGCUCGCGGGGAGAUUUGAGACGAGAGAAGGUGUAGGAUGUGUACAGGAAAGUGGAAUUUGUGGUCUGUGUUGGGUCGAUUGAAUUUGGAUUAAGAGAAUAGCCGUGUGUCAUGAAGAUGCGCAGGUUAGACCGGAAAGCUUUGGAAGGUGUUUUUUUCUUUUAUACAAAUGUUUUUAAAAGCAUAUGGCCUAUAUUAGAGUAGGCGAUACGCCAAACUGAACAGCUCUCAAUUGCGUUAGAGCAUUGCUUUUCGAACUUAAUGGCCGAGAGUUCGUAUUUUUUUUUGCACCAUUUAAUCUUGUGAAGGGCCCCGUGUAUUUCCCCUUUCAUGUGUUUGACCUCUAUUCUCAAGACUGAACUCUCCUCUUAAGUACGAUCAGGUUGUGCGUGUGCCUGAGCCCUGUGCCUCUUGAUUUAUACAUUUAAACUGGCAGGUUGUUGGAAUUGCGACGCAUGGAAAUAUUUCUACUUUUUUUUCUGCGUAGCCGUGAAAUAUCUUGAGUCUCACGAAGGGGCGGCUGGGGGCGGCAGGGCAUCUAACAUCGCCCUGAUGACGCCACGGUGGCGAGAUGUUAACUACCUAGCCUGGUACACAGGAGGUUGUGAGUUCGAUCCUGGACCCUGACGCCUGUUGUAUAUUUGGAGUUUUCAUUGUUCUCUCCGUGGCCGCGUGGACUUUUCUACCGGUCCCUCUGGGUUUUCCCUCCACGUUUAGAUCAACAUGCGUUUAGAACAAUUGGCUGCAGUGAAUGUCCGCAUGGUGAUAAGCCACUUCGUCGAGCUAUCACUUUGUGAUCGCCAGGUCGCUUCCGAGAAAGAGCUACAUAGCUCAGGUGCGUCUUCUUUCCUGGUCAAAGAAAAUAUUUUGAGAUUGAUGACAACGACGCGAGUGGGAACCACGCGAUUAUCUUCGCCCCCAACCUCCCCCCCCCCCCACCUCCCCGCUCGACACGAGGAGGAGGAACGUCCUCGGAUUGUACACAUACUUGCCGUGGGCUCGCACACUACAGCACUCGGCGAUGGGCCAGCGGCGGCCGCGCGUUUAUCAUCCCCGUCCGUAGAGCUUUCAAGUCUUCUCUCUCCGCUUGAGUGCGGCCGCCGCCUUUCGGUUCGACGCUGACGGUGAGCCAUCGGCCGCGGCGCUCGUUGAGAAACGGUCGCCCUUUUCGCCGCCCUUGCAUUUGAUGUCGUUUUUACUCGUGCCGUACCAUUGCUGUUACCGUUCACGUUAGCGUUGGGGGGGUUUUAUUUUGUUUUAAACGGACGUCAAGUUUUAUCGCUGCAUGUUCCUCUGAUUUGUCUUCACGGGGGGAGCGUCCCGGAACGUCUGUGUCCGUGCGUCGCACGCGGACGCGCGGGCGUUAACGUUCGCAGGUCGCCGACUGAUAUCCCACCGGGCACAUCGCCGAUAUGUAUGUACGCAUGUUUGAACUUAUUUCGCACCGUACGUAGCCAACCGCGUUAAUCGGAGGUGUGGAAUAUCCCACCACAGCCAAACUGACAUCGCACCAGAACGAUACUGAUAUCCUAAUAGAAUACCACCGACAUCUCACCAUAACCACACUGUUAUCCAACCACAACAUCACUGAUAUUUCACCGGAACGUCGCUGAUAUCCCACCAGAACCUCAUCAACAUCCCACCAGGACAUCACACUCAGAACGCAAGCCCUCGAGAGUGAAAGUGCGGUCGUGUUAUUUUAUUCUUCCAGUAAACUGACCACUUUAGUUUCACAGAGCGGUGAUGUUAAAGAUAUAUGUAUUAACUUAGAUAAAUAUAUUAAAUGUGAAGGCAUUUAUUAGACACAGUACUCGAUAUUUUUUUUGUUGGGAUAGUGGGGUGUGGGUGGGGGGUAGACACUCUGCAGAGCUUUAGUAGAGGGUGGGGGGGGGGGCUAGGUUACUUGCUUUAUGGAUGGCCGAAUGGUAAGAAGUUAUUGCCUUGUAUGCUUGCUUGCUUGCUCGCUUACAGACUCGACAAAAUAUAGAUAUAGAUAUAACAACAACAGAAACAAACACAACCGUUUCCUUUUUGUAAUUAUGUCGGUGAGAAUGUGGAGAACGAUGCCCGGCCCGGCGACCCAGGGAGCGCAACGCUCGCCGGCGUCCGGGUUCCCCAACCAGGCGGCUCCGUCCGGCUCUCUCCAACGGUGCGCGCCUUCGCCAAGCGCCGGGCCCUCCGAGCCCAGUGUCCUGACCCACGGUGGGACGGAUCGCU